Molecule: messenger RNA, 2250 nt
Organism: Mytilus californianus (California mussel)
Lineage: Eukaryota; Metazoa; Mollusca; Bivalvia; Mytilida; Mytilidae
Exons: 2
Coding region: 35-1927 (630 amino acids)
Source: RefSeq, a predicted model, not a curated record
UAGAUCUAUAUAGCUUCUUUUCAAACCUCGAGAAAUGCACCAGACAAUGGACUUAAAUGAUGUAUUUGAAGAGGAAAUUCUGCAGAUAACAGAUAAAGACGAAGACCUCCUUUGUGGCAAAGUAUUUGCCAAGAAUUUUAGAAAUAAAUGUUUUAUCAAAACUAAAUUUCAUGAUCGCUUUGUAGAAAAAAUGACAAUAGCAAGGAUGACAAGCAGUCAGAAGCAGACAUUAGUUGGCAUUGAAGGACUUGGAAAGUCUUCAUCUGCAAUAUAUUAUGUCCUUAGUUGUAGAAAAAAGGGGGACAAUGGCAUUCACUAUAUUGACUUAAACGUAAUUGAAGCAAUCGAUAAAAACCUGGAAAAAUUUAAGCUAUUUGCAGACAGUGUGACUUGUAGUGAUUGUUUAGUUGUAGAUCAUGUAACAUUAUUUAAUAUGCCAUUAGUGAAGAAAAUUGAAGAAGUAACUCAGUAUACGCAAAUCAUUUUGAUUGAGUCUGGUUUUACAGCUUGUGCACAUACAUCAACUGGUGUUGACUUCGGUAAAAAUCUUCAGAUAGAUUUGAAUGAGUUUAAGAAGAUAUGGACUGGAUCCCUUUCAGUACAAACUAAGGGUUUAUCACUGUUUCUUGAAGGUCAUAAAGGUUCAUCAUUGUUUCUUGAAGGUCACAAGGUUUAUCAUGAAUUGAAAAACCAAUUAAUUGUAACACCAAAACUAUUGCACAGUACUUUAGAUGAUAUGAUGUUGCACAAUUUAAAAACUGAAGCAGUCCUUUACUCAGCAAAAUGUAGAUUACGGGAAGAGAUAGCUAUUUUUAACCUUGAUGUUAAAAAUACUCAGGAAGAAAGAUUCAUAUUAGAUACAAAAACCCUCCUGGAGUUAAUUAAGAAUUGUGAUGAAGGGUUUACCACCACAAUUUUUACUUUACAAGAAUUUAAGAUACCAAUAAAUAUUUUUGAUGUCCAAAUUAAUGUGGUAACCAAGCAAGCUCUGAAGGAAAAUUAUAGAUUAUUUGAGCUUGAGCUUGAAGAAGGUGAUGUUUAUGUAGUUAUAAGUGAAUUACAACCCUCUCUUCAUUCAUUUUGGAUUGAAAAGGUCCCUUUGAAUUAUAAAGAAGUGAUGAGUCAUACUGAUAACUUUUCAAAAGAUGUAUUUCGUAGGAUAAUUUUUUAUGGAGGUAUGCAAAUAGAGUUUGAGACAGCGCUUGUUAAAUUUCAAACAGAAAAUAACAUUGUUUUUGUCCCUGAUAGAAAUGUCUUCAUGGAUACAAACAGUUUUGAAACAUCUGGUGAAUGUGCGAUUAAGCAGUGUAUUGGGAUUAUAAAGCAGAGACAUGGUUUACAAUGUUUGAAACCUGAUCAAGAUAAACUGAUAGAAUAUUCUGAUGAAAGUACCGAUAGGUAUGAUAAACCUCUAAGGAAUGUGCACAGAACAGCUCUUUUCCUGAAAGAAGAAAUAAAAAAAAAUAGAGAUCAAACAUUGCUUGUUUAUCCAUCUGUUCAGAAUCUGGUUGGCUUCAGUUAUUUCCUGUAUACUGCAUAUACUCAUUCACAAUGUGGCAUUAACAAAGAAACAUGUAGCAGUGUUCCAGUUAAAAGAAAAAGGAAUGAGGGAACUUUGUUUCUAGUACGAGUUGCAACAGGAUUCUCUCACACAGGACUUACAAUGCACAAAGCUUUAGAAGUGUUCCAAAAUACAUUAAAAGAAGUAUCUCUUCAUGCAGUUGUCUUGAUUGCUACACACAGAAGUACCCUUUAUACUUUAACGGGGAACUGUGGUUUUAAGCAUCUAUCAGUUGUCAACAUAGGUCACCAACAUUAUUUGAAAUAUUUAAAUUAUUGUCUUGAGGAAGAGCAUUAUUUAGUUAUAGAUGCAAUAUUAUCAAGCUCCGAUGAAGUGAGGAAUGAAAGAAUCUUUUCACUUAUUUAAAAGACUACCAGGAACAGUUAUUGGGUCUGGCUUACUAUGUUGUGCUGCAGACAUAGUCACUGAGCUUUCAACAGUAUCCCAAAGUACAGUAUUCGUACUUGGCUUAUUCAACAGAACUCUUAAGGACUUUAACUGAACACCAUAUCUGAAAAUUUUGCAUAUAUCAUUAAAAGUGAAGAGCAGAGAAGAUUUAUUUAUUAGAUAUGAGAAAGUGAAUAAAAUAUCUAUACUACUAAUUAGUGUAUGUAUUUUGUACAUAAAACUAAGGGUUUCUGAAAGAUUUAGAACAAAAGAAAUAGAAGAAAAAAGAAAUAAAAAGUAAC